AUGGCCACCGCUCCAGCUCCCGCUCUCAAUGCUUACCGACACCUUAUGCGCGCGGCGCGAAUCGCUUUCCAAGGCGACGCCCCUAUCCUCUCUGCCGCUCAGCUUCAGAUCCGCAACGAGUUCCGCCAAAAAGCCUCGGCUGAUGCUGCUGAUGCUUCUGCAGCGAUUAAGCAUGCCGAGGAGGUAGCAAAGGUCCUUCGUCAGAACGUUGUUCAGGGUCAAAGGACAGAGGAGGGCAAGGACACGUUCAGUGAGUUCAGAAUGAUUGGUAGAAGGCGAAGACGGAAGCUAAUAGCAUUUACAGAGCUGAGAAUACACGAAGACAUUGAGCGAGGCGAUAACGAGUCCAUCAAGACGGCUGGCAAAGGCACAGUUGGAGGUGGCUGCUGCGGCGGUGGUGGUAAAAAAUGA
Fusarium musae is the source of this 411-nucleotide messenger RNA. RefSeq names its product Mitochondrial zinc maintenance protein 1, mitochondrial (gene MZM1). Bases 1 to 411 code for a protein of 136 amino acids. Gene Ontology annotation, biological process: mitochondrial respiratory chain complex III assembly. The record is from RefSeq and is a predicted model, not a curated record. The transcript is spliced from 2 exons. Lineage: Eukaryota; Fungi; Ascomycota; Sordariomycetes; Hypocreales; Nectriaceae.